This is a messenger RNA of Lasiosphaeria miniovina, 1376 nucleotides long. Its product is annotated as exostosin 2. NCBI's taxonomy places the organism in Eukaryota, Fungi, Ascomycota, Sordariomycetes, Sordariales, Lasiosphaeriaceae. The record is from RefSeq and is a predicted model, not a curated record. The coding region runs from base 144 to 977 and encodes 277 amino acids. Gene Ontology annotation, molecular function: glycosyltransferase activity. Gene Ontology annotation, cellular component: membrane. The transcript has a single exon.
CCCCUCCUCCCGUCGUGGUACAUUGCGAACCUGGCGAGCUGUGGGAACGAGACGCAUGCCGAGACGCGCAAGGUGUGGCUCGAGGCCGAUGCGCAGUAUGCGCACUUGGCCGACGACAAGUUCACGUCAGUUUGGCCUAGCCCAUGCCCAUCUCCUCCCCAUUGGCCCAUUCUCUCGUUGCUUGUCGUCGCAUCCCAACAGGAACUGACAUUGAGCGCGGCCACAGCAUCGCCAUCCCCACAUACAAGCGCCCCGACGUGCUCAACGGGACCCUCGCCAAGCUGCUGAACGACAAGAUCCCCUCACUACACGAGAUUGUCGUCAUCUGGAACGAGCUCGACAAGGCGCCGCCCUCGGGCUUCGUGUCCAAGCACGGCGUGGCGGUGCGGUACCGGACAUCGGAGCGCAACAGCCUAAACAACCGGCUAUUUCCGGACCCGGAAUACCAGACACAAGCAGUGCUCACGCACGACGACGACGUGUGGUACGAGCCCGACGACGUCGAGUUUGUGUUCCAGACGUGGCGGCAGCUGGGGCGGUACCGGCUAACGGGGGCGCUACCGCGGUGCUACAGCCGCAACGACAAGGGCCUGCUACAGUACCACCAGUGCCGCGACGGUAGCGACUGGUACGCGCUGAUCCUGACGGGGCUGUCGUUCGUGCACGUGUCGUUCCUCGACUACUAUUGGUCCGACGAGGCCAUCCCGACGCGCAUCCGCCAGCACGUCGACGAGGCCUUCAACUGCGAGGACCUGGCCAUGAACUACGUGGCCUCGAUGCUGACGUGCGCCGGCCCGCUCAACGUCAUCGGCAAGCAUCCCUACACCAACCUCGACCCCAAGGGCGGCAUCAGCAGAAAGGGCAACCACAUGCCGCUGCGCCACAACUGCCUCAACGUGUUUGAGCACAUUGUCGGCUUCCUGCCGCUGGUGCACUCCAUGGGCUCCAUCAAGCGUGGGACGCCGCACUUCAACUGAGGGGCCGGCCGUAAGAGAAGAGAAGAGAAGAGAGAGAAAAACGAAAUGAACAAACAAUGCGAUUCGUGUUGAUAUUGGCCGCGGCUCUGCGAGUCGAGCAUCACAAAGGAUGAAAUACCCUGUACCAUAAUUAGCCACCUGACGACCGCAUUCUGCCGAACACAAAACCCGCCCAAUGAGGGACGCCGGAGCACGUCGUGAGCAGUCGCUGUCUGGAUAGACUCGGGACGACGUGCACUGCGCAGGCUCGCGCAGGCUCGCGCAUGUCGAAUGAAGGAAUGGACGGUCGUCUCCUUUAAGAUAUUAAAGAUAUUGCCGCGUCAAGGGUUUGUUUAGUGCCGCGUCAACCAACAGGUGCGAAACGCAUGAUUAUCGCAACUUAAGCCCGACUUGGAGCUC